Molecule: messenger RNA, 1401 nt
Organism: Colletotrichum aenigma
Lineage: Eukaryota; Fungi; Ascomycota; Sordariomycetes; Glomerellales; Glomerellaceae
Exons: 1
Coding region: 1-1401 (466 amino acids)
Source: RefSeq, a predicted model, not a curated record
AUGGCGCUUUUCAAUAUCGGCACACUGACAGUUACGAUGCUGUUUUUCGUGGGCAUUUAUUGGGUCGCUUUGGCAAAAACCAAGAACUUUAUGCAAUCCUGGCGGUUUUUCUCAGCAGACUGCGGAAGGACGACCGUUACCAACACGAUGCUGCACCUGCUGAUCAACAUUUUUUCGACUCUGGUGCUCGCAUCCUCAAACUUCUUCAUGCAAGUUCUAAACGCACCAACCAGAUCGGAAGUCGAUACUGCUCACGCUCAGGGUAGAUGGCUUGAUAUAGGCGUAACUUCUUGGCGGAACGCUUUCUAUCUUUCCCGCUUCAAACGUUUUGCGUGUCUUUGCUUACUUUCGUCAGUCCCUAUUCAUAUGAUGUUCAAUAUGUUCAAGAUCGACAAACGAAUGGCGGAUUUUCAUGUAACAGUCGCCUCCAACGCAUUCAUCGAGGGCGGCUCCUUCUUUCUCCCAGGAGCAAGCAUGAUCAUAAGCAAUACCACAACCAAUGGCAAUCUUGGCGACACGGCCCUCCUGCCAACCUUUCAAGAUCUCGUCACCAACAAUGUUUCAAAAUAUGCUCUCAAUGUGUCGCAAGCAGCUGCUAUAGGUUCGGAAUGGGAGAAACUCGAGCCAGCAGACUGUGGAGGGCUCUUCGAUAUAUCAACGUGUACUGGCUUGACCAACUUUCGCAAUCUCGUCAUAGUCUUGAAGGGCUCUGGAUGGAAAAGAUCUGAAACUUGGAACCUCUCGGCGAAUAAUGACGAGAUGUGGCAACCGAUCUUGCCUCGAGACGAAUUCAAUACCCUAUGGUACAGUGCACAAUGCGCUAUGAGUGGUACCCUUACACGUGACGGUUUUGCCAGCUGCCUCACGAACUGCGAAAAGUUCUUCAAAUGGGAAAAAUGGGAAGAAGAUGAAAGCCGAGUCUCUAUCUCUGUUCAAGACUGGCACCGUUCGCAACCGGUUCCAGAUUACCAUGGCUUUGAGCUAGAUCACUGCCGAGCGGAGCCAAGAAACACAACCUGCAGCGUCGCUCUCGCCAAGCCGCUUCUUCUCAUUGUCCUCAUCUCAAUCUUCGUGAAGAUUCUCACCUGUGUGGUUGGAAUGUUAGUUCUUGAUGACGAAGAACCUCUCGUUACUCUGGGUGAUGCUGUGGCAUCAUUUAUCUCCAUUCAACCACGCCCGGACUUUGUGUCAGGUUUAAUGACGCACUCUAUCCUUCAGGAAAGAGCAAGAGAUGGAACCAUCUGUCAACUACUGGGGCGUCGAAAAUGGGUUCAAAGACAACACCAUCGUUCUCCAGCUGUUCUCACGAGCGCCUGGGUCAAAGCCUACUGUCAAUUCAUUCCGAGUAUUCUCGUGUUGCUGUUCAUCGUCGUGGGUCAAUUCAAGAUAAACAUAACGUGA